Messenger RNA from Aspergillus caelatus, 1237 nucleotides. RefSeq names its product putative alanine--tRNA ligase. Gene Ontology annotation, biological process: regulation of translational fidelity; alanyl-tRNA aminoacylation. The coding region runs from base 227 to 1039 and encodes 270 amino acids. The record is from RefSeq and is a predicted model, not a curated record. Gene Ontology annotation, molecular function: nucleic acid binding; Ser-tRNA(Ala) deacylase activity; alanine-tRNA ligase activity. Lineage: Eukaryota; Fungi; Ascomycota; Eurotiomycetes; Eurotiales; Aspergillaceae. The transcript has a single exon.
CCUCCAUCAAGUCCAAUUGAACCACCCACAUUUAUCUCUAGGCUCCAUAAAGGUAGAGUUGGUAGAGUUGGACAAAGUUCCUCUCCCGGUUGCAUUAAUCGGGUAAGAUCUCCUUCCCCGCGUCGGCCAAUCCACGAAAUCCGCGCCCAAAACCUCGAGACUCCAGUCAACCCCGCAACCCAGGUUGUAACACUCUUGGCUACAUUCUUCCGCACGCAAAAUUACAAUGGCCGCGUCUAGCCGGACCUUCCUCGCUUACCAGCACGACUGGAAUCUUCUCACCCUCGACACACCCGUGACAACAGUAUAUCGCUUCAACGAACUAGAAGAUCCCAACCGUCAGCUUUUCCCCGCGGGAAAGGAUGAUGACCAUGUCGUCGUCACAGAACGGACCGUCUUCCAUCCUCAAGGAGGCGGCCAGCCCUCCGACGUGGGCACAAUGACAGGGUCCGCAGGAACCACGUUUACGGUGACAGCCGUUCGCAUGGAUGCGACCGGACAAGGCCAGGUCCUGCACCUCGGCCAAUUUGGGGACAGUUCGUCGCCUAUCUUUUCGCAGGGCGAGACCGUCCAACAGGAAGUCGACGCUGAGAAGCGUCUGCUACAUUCGCGGCUUCAUACUGCGGGUCAUGUCCUUGGUGCAGCUGUGAGACAUCUUCUGGAAAAAGAGGUUGAGGGCUUUGAUGAAUUAAAGGCGUCUCAUUUUCCGGGCUCGGCCUCCUGUGAAUUUCAAGGUCUAAUCGAAGGGAAGUGGAAGGAGCCGAUUCAGAAACGGGUAGAUGAUUAUAUCGCCGACAAGCGCCAGGUUCAAGUUGAGUGGUGGGAUGAAGCCAUGUUUCGGGAAAAGGGUCUGGAAAGAUUGAUUCCCGACCGUAGCCUCAUGCCGGGAGAGAAAUUCCGCGUGGUUAACAUUGUCGGCACGGAGGUUUAUCCCUGUGGAGGAACGCAUGUCGAUACUACCGAUUUGUGUGGACCGACUAGCGUUACGAAGAUCUCUAGGAAGUCGGGGAAGUCUCGUGUUAGUUACGCCGUGAAAUGAUUAUGCCUCCUGCCGUCGAAUUCUCUGUUUUCCGGUUCUCUCUCCCAAUGAGCGUUCGGCAUAUAGACAAUUUUCUAAGUUUAGGAAGGAAUUGUAAUAAGCUAGAAUAUGGACAAAAACUAUCGCUAGAAUGUAGGGUACGGUGCGAUCACAUGCUCAUACGCCAACAAAUAUAUUCAAGCGUUCGUUGGACACCAG